AUGGGAGAUGAGAUGUUUCCUGUGUCCUUCUCUGUAAUAUUCGCGGUAUUGAUAGCAGCACAAUUUCUCCUUGGACUUGUUCUUAAUCUUGGAAUUCAGAUAAGUGCAUUAUCACAACAAAUCUUCCAGGUGAAGAGUGGCAACUUGUUUGUUCGGACACUAGGCUGGAUCGACGCCCUGAUAUGCUUAACAUUGAUGCCCUGUACGUUUGUAAUAAUUGUACUUUUUCCCAGAGUAAAUAUCGUACUGUGUGCCGUUCAUGAGGGUGUGAUAUCAAUGUCUAUAUCGGCAACGACGACAUGUGUUUUGUUUAUAUCUCUGGAUCGUUACGGGGCCAUUGUUACUCCAACUUCUCAACGACUUACACACAGAAAUGUCCUCUAUAUUAACAUACUAAUUGGCGUGGCCUCGGUUUUGGGGUUUUUGUUCCCUUUGGUGUGUCUCUGCUUCGUCACUUCCAUAGACGUUCUGACACAAAUGACAUCAUCGGGAAUGUUUUGUCGUGACCUUUUAUUGAACGCAAAUUCGGUUUACAUCUACGAAGUGUAUUUUAUCAGUCUGGCGUCAGUCUCUACCAUUACAACUGCGAUAUGCUACGUGAAAAUCUACAGAACCGCUAAAAAGCGGAUGAAGGCAAGACAAACGACUGUAAUGAAUAACGAGGGUGAAAGGACGGGUGGGCUUAGAAUUUUGUUUAAGUUUCAUGAACGGAAAACGGUUUGGCUUUCACUGGCAAUUGUUUUCACAUUUUUCCUUUCAUGGGGACCUUAUAUUCUCAUCGCUAUAUUACAGAUAUUGAUGCACAUAACACUUCCAUUAGAGAUGUCUAAAAUGGGUCUUCUAUCACUUGGGAUGAUUUCAACAGUUCUACAUCCGAUAUUCUACACAUUUCUCAAUAGAAGGGAAAGUCGGCGUGAUCAAAUGAAACGAAUAAUGAUAGACGCUGGUAGUGGAGGUCGAUUACGUGAAUAUCGAAGCCAACAGGAAACGACCUCGGCAGUACAAAGCCUUGUACAUAAGACGAUUUCACAGAGCAUCUCGAUCGGUGUGGGCAAUAAACACGACAUGGAAAUAUUUACAACAUGCCAAGAACCGCCAAAAACAAGUUCAAGCGAAACUGAUGACGAGGUGUUUGAACAUGAACACAGCCAUUUAAGUGUAUCACGGAAAUUAUUUUCAGGAAGAAAAGACAGACACACCUCCUUUACAGAUCAUAGCGGACGAGAGUCGUCCAUAUCGGAAGCCAGUGGUAAAAAGCUUCCUUUGUCUUUCCGAUUGUCUAUUGAUCUGGAUUACGUGAAAUUUCAAAGUGAAACUAUUGAAACAGAGAACUGUGCUCCUGAACCCAGCACAACAUCACUUAGCGCCGAUAGAUGUCAAACUAAUUCAACACUUGUCGAAACAGCUGACAGUGUAAGUGUUAAUAUAGAGUCAGAUGGAAGACGGAAAGCACGGAAUAGCCAGGCCAGUGUAGGACAGUAUACAAAUGCAGCAUUCGAACCUUGA
Ylistrum balloti is the source of this 1506-nucleotide messenger RNA. Its product is annotated as G-protein coupled receptor 22-like. Gene Ontology annotation, molecular function: G protein-coupled peptide receptor activity. The coding region runs from base 1 to 1506 and encodes 501 amino acids. Gene Ontology annotation, cellular component: membrane. The transcript has a single exon. Gene Ontology annotation, biological process: neuropeptide signaling pathway. Lineage: Eukaryota; Metazoa; Mollusca; Bivalvia; Pectinida; Pectinidae. The record is from RefSeq and is a predicted model, not a curated record.